UCCAUUAAAAAAGAACUACUGCUGUAUCACUUGAUCACCAUGGAGAGCUCACGAGGGCCCCCGAGGGUCAAAAACAAGGCGGCCGCGCCCGUCCAGAUCAGCGCCGAACAACUGCUUCGAGAAGCCGUCGACCGCCAGGAUGAGAAGCUCAAAGCACCCACACAGCGCUUUUCCGAUCUGGAGGAACUGCACGAAUGGCAAGGCAGGAAGCGCGCCGAGUUCGAGAAAUACGUCCGCAUUAACAGGAUCAAUGUCAACAACUGGACGCGAUAUGCCGCUUUUGAGUUGGAGCAGAAGGAGUUCCGCCGCGCGAGGUCCAUCUUCGAGCGUGCGCUCGAUGUGGACAGCACGCAGGUGGUGCUAUGGAUCCGAUACAUCGAGGCCGAAAUGAAGAACAGGAACAUCAACCAUGCGAGGAACUUGCUGGAUCGCGCGGUCACGAUUUUGCCCAGGGUCGAUAAACUGUGGUACAAGUUUGUAUACAUGGAAGAAACUCUCGGCAACAUUGAGGGCGCGCGUGCAGUUUUCGAGCGCUGGGUACAAUGGGAACCAGAAGAGUCGGCUUGGUCGGCGUAUAUCAAGUUGGAAAUCAGACAUGCUGAAUUCGAGAAGGCCCGCGCCAUUUUUGAACGCUUCACCGUCGUACAUCCGGAACCGAAGAACUGGAUCAAAUGGGCAAAGUUCGAGGAAGAGAAUGGUACCAGCGACCUUGUACGGGAUGUUUUUGGUACUGCGGUGGAGACCUUGGGGGAUGAUUUCAUGGACGAGAAACUGUUCAUGGCUUACGCGAAAUUCGAGGCGAAGCUGAAGGAGAUUGAGCGCGCCCGAGCGAUUUUCAAAUUUGCGCUGGACCGCAUGCCUCGAUCCAAAUCAGUCACGCUACACAAAGCAUUCACACAAUUUGAGAAACAAUACGGCGACCGGGAUGGUAUAGAAGAUGUCAUCCUCUCGAAACGAAGAGUACAUUACGAAGAGCAGGUCAAAGAAAAUCCCAAAAACUACGACGCAUGGAUAGACUUUGCACGGCUGGAAGAGACGUCCGGCAACAUCGACCGCAUCCGGGAUGUAUACGAGCGCGCAAUUGCACAAAUACCACCGACACAGGAGAAACGACAUUGGCGUCGCUAUAUUUACCUAUGGCUCUUCUACGCCAUCUACGAGGAGACCAUAUCGCACGACACAAAUCGCACACGAGAAAUUUACCAAGAAUGCCUUAAACUGCUACCCCAUAAACGUUUCACGUUUGCCAAAGUAUGGCUUAUGGCAGCGCAUUUCGAGGUUCGUCAGGGCCAGCUCGCAGCCGCGCGGAAGCUAUUAGGCCAGUCCAUCGGCAUGUGCCCCAAGAACAAGCUUUUCAACGGGUACAUUGACCUCGAGCUCAAGCUUUUCGAAUUCGGGCGCUGCCGCCAACUCUACACCAAAUACAUUGAGUGGAACGGCGCAAACAGCCAAACAUGGAUCAAAUUCGCAGAACUCGAACGCGGUCUCGACGACCUGGACCGCGCGCGCGCCAUCUUCGAACUCGCCGUCGACGAGCCGCUACUCGACAUGCCCGAGCUGGUCUGGAAAGCCUACAUUGAUUUCGAGGAAGGAGAGGGCGAGUUCGACCGCACGCGCGCGCUGUACGAGCGUCUGCUCCAAAAGACGAGCCACGUCAAAGUGUGGACUUCAUGGGCGCAAUUCGAGCUCGGGGUGCCGGAUCCAGACUCGAACAUCGCCGACGCAGAAGCCGCUGCUGCUGCCGAGAACGACGAUGCCGCUCCCAGCGCAUCUGCCGUUGCCCGGGCUCGCGCCAUCUUCACGCGUGCGCAUAAGCGCAUGAAGGAUGCUGAUCUCAAGGAUGAUCGGGUGGCGCUGCUCAAUGCGUGGAAGUCGUUUGAGGACGAGUGCGGAUCGCCCGAGGAUGUGGCGGCCAUUGAUAAGCAAAUGCCGCGCAAAGUCAAGAAGCGCAGAAAGCUCGACGACGACAGCUUCGAGGAAUAUGUCGAUUACGUAUUUCCUGCCGAUGACGAGAGCGCUGCGAAGCUGGCUCGCUUCAUGGCCAAUGCGCAGAGGUGGAAGGCUGCGGGUGCGAGUGGCGCGAGUUGA
This is a messenger RNA of Periconia digitata, 2088 nucleotides long. The record is from the annotation of a GenBank genome assembly. NCBI's taxonomy places the organism in Eukaryota, Fungi, Ascomycota, Dothideomycetes, Pleosporales, Periconiaceae.